Molecule: messenger RNA, 378 nt
Organism: Xenopus laevis (African clawed frog)
Lineage: Eukaryota; Metazoa; Chordata; Amphibia; Anura; Pipidae
Product: protein kinase C delta type-like
Exons: 3
Coding region: 14-334 (106 amino acids)
Source: RefSeq, a predicted model, not a curated record
UCUUUUUUAGGUUAUGUUAGCAUCAUUGCCCAACAGAAAGAAACCAGUGGCAAUUAAAAUCCUUAAGAAAGAAAACAUCAAGCUUAAAGAAAGAUAUGAGACUGAAGUGAAGGUGAUGAAGCUGGCUUGGAAAUGUCCUUUCCUGUGCAACAUCCAUGCAGCAUUCCAAACACAGCUGCAUGCCUUCAUUGUGAUGGAAUAUGCAAGUGGAGGAAGCCUACAAGAUCUUCUAAACAACAGAGGCUAUCUGGACAUGGACUCCGUACUGUACUACGCAGCUGAGAUGGUGUGCGGCCUGCAGUUUCUGCACUCUGAAGGAAUCAUCCAUCGGUAAGAACAGUUUUCUAUAUGAUCUUUCUGUAAUAUGUUUAAUAGCUG